AUGCCGAUGGAACUUCGAUUCCAACCUAAGCUUCCUUUAAGAUUCAGCUCUAUAUUUUGGACCAAGCAUGAAAUUACAACCACCGAAACAGAUACAUUUCAAUACUUUGAUACUGAUGUGUUUAUCAAUCAGGAUGGUCUCCAUGCAAUAAGCUUGAACAUUGCUGCCAGUCGUGAGGAGAGCGAAAUCAAAAGUUACCACGCUUACCGGAUUGAUGGACGAGUGGGGACCUGGGGUAGUGAUCACAGGCCUAUACUCAUGGAGGACACUUCAAACACAAUUGUGAUUGACCACGCCAAAGUCCGCCCAAAUUGCAUGAUUAACAAAGUAUGCGCACAAGGUCUAGGUCAAAUAGUAGAACAGUCAAUCAGGCGCACCUCUGGAAUCCCCAUUAAAGCCAUUAAGGUCCUACAUCAAGGCUGGAAUUCUACGCAUUCUCAGAGUGUUGAUUUCCAUGUGAACUACUUGCUGGACCCUCACUACACCACCUCAUCACUGAAAGAAAAUGCGCUGGCUGCAGGAAACCUCAUCAGUCUGCGUGGAAAUGUAGUGUCAAUUGGGAUGGACAACACAUGGGAGAUACAAGUGAGAUACUCCCUUGGCUACAGAAAUACAACUGAUCCAUUGCAAAGCCAUUUCACCGAGGAGAAGCAGAAGACUACGAGGACUGGAUCCGAUUGA
This is a messenger RNA of Melampsora larici-populina 98AG31, 681 nucleotides long. RefSeq lists its product as uncharacterized. The record is from RefSeq and is a predicted model, not a curated record. The transcript is spliced from 4 exons. Bases 1 to 681 code for a protein of 226 amino acids. NCBI's taxonomy places the organism in Eukaryota, Fungi, Basidiomycota, Pucciniomycetes, Pucciniales, Melampsoraceae.